AUAUGUUGUAUUUUCAUACACGAACAUAUAUAUGCAGAUAAUUUGUCAUUAGACGUGACUGUUUGAAGUAUGAGUUCAACAUUAAUUCAUUUAAUUACUCAUUAUUAUGCAACAGUUGGAAGAUUUCUCUAUUUUCGAUGAAACAGUGCAAAGGUUAUAUUAUCAUCAAUAAUAACAAUGAUAAGCUUAUCUUAAAUGGUAGCUGAAAAUAUUACCCAACUAUGUUUUUUGCUAUCAAUAUCCACAGUUUCAUUUUGGUUCCCAAAGAAAUUAGAACAAGUAAAAACUGUACAUGACAUUCCUAUUAUGUAUUAAAGAAACACCAGUGAAUAAUUGCAUUUAUAUGUUACUCAUAUUAAUAAUUAUCAAGCUAAGUAAAUGUACUUAUAUUUUUAAUAAUGGGAGCCACAGCUAAUUCAACAUAUUUGGGAUUUGACCUAAGCACGCAGCAGUUGAAGGCAGUGGUAGUAGAUAAUGAUCUGAACAUCCUUCAUCAAACCAGCGUUCAGUUUGAUAAUGAUCUUCCAGAAUUUAGGACGUAUGGAGGAGUUAUUCAAAAGAAAAGCGAACCACACGUGGUGGUAGUUCCUACUUUAAUGUGGGUCAAAGCGGUAGAUAUGAUAUUAGACAAGUUAAGAGUCUGCGGAGUGGACUUCAGUAAAGUAGCUGCGAUCUCUGGCUGCGCACAACAGCAUGGAACUGUUUAUUGGAACAGAGGGAGCCGAAAUCAAUUGAAACAGUUAGAUCCAACUAAAUUUUUACACGAACAACUAGCAACAUCGUUUUCUAUUCCGCACUCACCGAUUUGGAUGGAUUCCAGCACUACUAAAGAAUGUAGAAUAUUGGAGGAGAUAGUUGGAGGUCCGGAAAAAUUGGCAGAAAUAACCGGCUCUAGAGCGUACGAACGUUUCUCUGGUCCUCAGAUAGCUAAAAUAGCCAGAACCAAGUCUGAAGCUUAUAACAAUACCCAAAGAAUCUCGCUAGUUAGUAGUUUCCUGGCUUCUAUAUUUUUAGGCGAUUUCGCUCCCAUUGAUUUUUCGGAUGGUUCAGGGAUGAAUUUGUUAGAUAUCAAUAAGAAAGAUUGGGACGACGUUCUGUUAGAGGCUUGUGCAUCGAAUUUAAGAGAGAAACUGGAGAAACCAGUUUCCACUUGCACGAAUAUCGGACCUAUUUCCUCCUAUUUCGUGGAACGAUUUGGAUUCGAUGAUAAUUGUAGGAUAACAGCGUUUACUGGAGACAAUUCUGGGUCUUUAAUCGGAAUGAGAUUGAAACAAGGAGACAUCGCCUGCAGCCUUGGGACAAGCGAUUCAUUAUUUUUGUGCUUAAAUAAACCGAAAACUGCGUUGGAUGGACACAUUUUUUGCAAUCCAUUGGACGAUGAAUCUUAUAUGGCGUUAUUGUGCUUUAAAAAUGGUUCCCUGACCAGGGAAAGAAUUCGCGACAGUUCGGCCGAAGGUUCUUGGAAAAUUUUUAACGAACUAUUAGAAAGUACCCCGCGGGGAAAUUUUGGGAACUUGGCCUUGUACUUCGACUACCAGGAAAUUUUACCAUUUUUAAUUGGCGAUUUUAGGUUUAAUAAGGCUAAUGAAGAAAUAUCUAGGUAUAGUUCAAAAGAAGUUGAAGUUAGAGCUUUGAUCGAGGGCCAGUUCGUAGCCAGAAGGGCGUACGCAGAGGAUUUUGGAUUCGUCAUCGGACCAAAUACUAAAAUAAUCGCUACCGGAGGUGCCUCGACAAAUAAAUCGAUAUUACAAGUACUUGCAGAUGUCUUCAAUUCUCCGGUCUAUAUAUCGGAAAUUGCCAAUUCGGCCAUGCUCGGUGCGGCUUGUCUUGCAAAAUAUGUUCUGUUGAAGAACCAGAGUGAUUUUAACGAAGUAACUAAUUGUUUAACUCAACCCAAAUUAAUAUGCAAACCGUAUGACGAUGCUGACUCUAUCUACAAAUCGAUGGUCGCACGUUACAGAAAGAUUAUUGAAAAAGUGAAAAACAAGAAAUGAAAGUACAAAGUCAAGCAUAAUUAUGGGUAUGAUAUAUGGGUUGAUGUACUACAAAGAGGGCCUUUUCACUUAGCAUACAAUUCUUAAUAUUUUAUUUAAUAUAAUUUAUUUUAUAUUUUAAACAAAGGGUCUUUUCCGAAGCUUUAUUACUGUUACAACUGGUAUCAUUACUUGUAUUUCAUAUUUAAUUCGUUGCAUUUAUAGAGAAUCUACGUGACUAAAUUUAAUCGCUUUUAUACAGAAAAUGUACAUGAUCAGAGAGCUAUUUAAAUACGAAAUAUAAUAACUGUAUUUUGGUA
This is a messenger RNA of Ceratina calcarata, 2293 nucleotides long. RefSeq names its product xylulose kinase. Gene Ontology annotation, biological process: D-xylose metabolic process; phosphorylation; xylulose metabolic process. Bases 399 to 1994 code for a protein of 531 amino acids. Gene Ontology annotation, cellular component: cytosol. Lineage: Eukaryota; Metazoa; Arthropoda; Insecta; Hymenoptera; Apidae. Gene Ontology annotation, molecular function: D-xylulokinase activity. The record is from RefSeq and is a predicted model, not a curated record. The transcript has 12 exons.